UAAUCUGCAUUGUCAUUUUCCAGUAAACGCAAGGCCAAGGCGAGUAGAGGCGACAUAUACUUGAGCAGAGGCAGCGCUGAGGGGUGUACUGUACUUAUACAUCAGUAAAAUGGCAGGAUUGAAUGCACAAGCUCUAGUGGAAAAACAGUUGACUGCUGCUACACAGAUCAUUGAACGACAACUAGAUGCAGAAAUAAACAGAUUGGACAACUUGGAAUCAGAUGACUUGGAUGCCAUCCGACGAGAGCGCUUAGCUGCCAUGAAGGAGCGACAGAAGAAGAAACAAGAUUGGAUCAAUAACGGUCAUGGAGACUAUUCUGAACUGUCUGAUGAAAAGGAAUUUUUUGAAACCACCAAGAAAUCAGAGAAUGUUGUGUGUCACUUUUACCGGGACCAGUUUGUUCGAUGCAAGAUUGCUGACAAGCAUUUGGAGAUUCUAGCAAAGAAGCAUAUUGAAACUAAAUUUUGUAAAAUUAAUGCUGAGAAGGCACCAUUUUUAACAGAACGACUCAGCAUCCGUGUGCUUCCCACACUCUGUCUGGUUAAGAAUGGCAAAACUAAAGACUACAUUGUUGGCUUCACUGACCUGGGAAACACCGAUGAGUUCUCCACAGACACACUGGAGUGGAGAAUUGGACGUGCAGAUGUAUUAGAGUAUCAUGGAGACCUUAUGUGCCCUCCCACUUUGGGCUCUAGUGGUGGACAGAAAAUGGACGUACAUCAGAAGAAGACAAUAAGGGGCGGAAGGAAUGGAGAUAGUGAUGAUAGUGAUUCAGAUUACUGAGUAAGAUAUGUUAUCAAGCUUAAGAUAUUCCUUGCAUUUAUGAUGAACUCCGUGGAUGUGUGUACAGUAAGUCCUCUCUUAACAUCAGGGUUACGUUCCUGAAAAUGUGACUUUAUACGAAACAAUGUUAAGCGGAUCAAUUUUCCCCAUAAGAAAUAGAUAAAAUAUGGGAGUUAGGUUCCUGAGCCUCUCUGCCCCAUGAAAUACAUUACAUAUACAUAAAUUCAAAACUCCUUGUGUGAUGCCUGGUGAGGUGCUUGUGUGCAUUACAGUACUAUAAAGUCACAUUCAUUGAGAUUUUAUUAGAGAAAAACUCAAAACUCCUCUACAUGACAGAUAAAUAAAUACCACUAGGUAACCUUGGUUGGCCGGCAGGCUGGUACCAGCUGUCAUAAUUCAUCAACUCACCCUCCGCACUUCCGGCAAGAUUGAAGGUGGUUUAGGCUUAAAUUUUUUAUCUUAUAAAAUGGCACAGACUAAAGUUAGCAGAAUAUAAAUUAAAUUGCUGGAUUCUUGCAAGAUAGUGAAUAAUGUGAAUAUAGACAUCAUAUAUUUUGCACAAGAGAUAAAAAUUUUAGUCCCUUAAGUACAUUCAAGUACUGUACAUGUUUUUUCAACUUAUAUUUCGGUAGAUAUAGUAACUUUCUUCAUUUAUUUUUACUCAUUUAAAUAUUGUGAAAAAGGUAAAAAGUAGUCCGUGAAGACUCAAACGACGUUGUACCGAGACAUUAAACGAAUUUUUGGUCUCUUAAUGUUAGGACCGAAACAAAGUUAAGCGGGCCGACGCUAAGCGAGGACUUACUGUACUUAACCAGCACUUAGUUUAUCUAUAGUACUCGACUUGUGAGGCUUCAACCAAAAUUGAUCAGUGGGUGAUUUGCUCCAGGUACAGUAGGUAUCACUUGUCUCUUGAAGUGUGAUUGAGUUCUAUGAUGCAAUAUAAGCUAAGAUCUGGGAAUAAAGUGCCUGUAGUUUAGUUCAUUUGAGAUUUUUUCUACAAUGCUAGCAAGUUAUUGUUUUUAGUCUUUCCUACCAAAAUUGAUGUGAUUGUCACUAAAGGCAAUCCAUCACAAAAUCAGUUAAUUGUAAUCAUGGAGUUAUUUAGUGAAGAAAAUUGACAUCAAAGGAACCUUCUCAUUAACCUAACAGCAUUUCUAAAGUUGCACUAGCCAAGCAUUCAAAGAUUUCCUGUGGCCAUGGUUGUGUUGAUUAUUCUCAGCACUACAGGAUAUUCACCAUAUUUAUGUACUGAGUAUGUACAGUAGGUAUGGAUCUUUAUUUAACCCUUAAAUUGGUGGCUAAGGAUUCUCUACUCUUCCCCAAGCACAGAAAUGAAAACCAAGGAACACGAAACAUCUACUGAUGAUGGCUGCUAUUUAAGAAGUUUGGAAAGUAUGUGUAUCAGUGGCAUAUUCUUAAUGAAUGCAAGGCAGGCAUUGCAUGCCUAGUAGAAAGCAAAAUAUAUUUUAAAAUAGGAUCUUCAAUAAUACAGAUUUAAUUUAGAGUUAACAGUUUUCACUCAGGAAAGUCGAGGAGACUCAGCAUCACUCAAUGCAUGCAGAAGGAUAAGCCACAUGCCCUCAAUGGACAUAUAGACAUAACCAUCCUAACAAUAACAUUCUAAAAUGAACUUUAUUGUGUUGGAACAUAAGGAAUUUGAGUCAUUUUAGUCAAAUUUAAUACUGUUUUCCCUUAAUAAGCAUGAAGUCUUAUGUUAUACGGUGGCUAUUUAAUGAUGUUUCUGUAAAUGUAAUGGGUACCAAUGCCUGCAAUUUUAAAACUGCAUUCACUUGUCAAGAGGCGGUGGCUCUCCGUCAGCUGGACAAAACUGGUCCACAUUAUUAUUUUUGCUAUUUCUAAAUAACCCAACAGUCCACUUUCAGUUAGUUUUUUUCACUUGGGAAAGUUACUCAGUUUUUUGUUUUACUUGAAAUAAUAAUCGGAUGAUAUAUAUUAAAUAUUUACUUGUUAUUCAAAUAUAGAGCAAUACAAUCAUUGACAACUUUACAGAGGGCCAGCAUUGUGCAUGAUGCCUAGUCAUUUUUUUAACUACUAUUUUAAAUCUAAAUUACUGUGGAUCACACUGAAAGCUUAAUAUUCUUUUGCCGUAAGUAUUUUUGCACCCAUUAUUUAAUGAUUUAUAACUGACUCAUCAGUGCAACCACAGUAUGCCACUGAUCUGUAUGAUACUCAAAUGGAUUUGUUUAAAGAAUAUUUCUACCUGGGCAUUUUCACAGUGUUAUAUAAGUGAUGGCAGCAUAUGACAGUAUACACCACUGAACUUAAAUUUGAGAGUCCAUAUGAAACUAAUACACUGCUGGUAGAUCUGUCCCUGUGCACACCUCUAUUAAUAGAAUCUUGUACAUUAUGUCUUUCCUCACGUUGAAUGAUAUAUUAUUAGGAAAUAGUUUAUCUAUAUUUUUCAUUCUUGGUUUGGUUGCUCAUCACAUUCUGCAGUACAGAGGCAUUUUCUGUUGCCUGCUAAUAUUGUACUGCAUAUUAUUUUUUUUUUCAUUAACUCCAGUUCUUUCCAGGUUUGGCAAAGAGCAGCUGGAAUCAAGAUCAACACGGCCUCUCUAAUAUUCAUUCAUUUGAACUGCUAUUACUUUUGUCUUCUGAUAUUGUGUUCCCUAUUUACAACAAGUCCCCAGUGCUGUACAGUACUCCAUUUCUAUAGUUUUAUUUGGCAAUUGACUGACAAUUAUAUUGUUCAGCACAGAGAGACCCCAUACACGAGGUCCUAAAAAAAUGUAUGUAACAUGCUCAAAUUUAUGUACAGUACAGUAUAAAAACUAAUAAUUUGUUUGCCCUAAAUAAAAAGUUAGUUUGUACAUUAAUGCAGUAUGACACAUUGUACUGGAUGUAAAUUUUAUAAGCUUAUAUAAAUAUGAGUGUUAAUUACUGUUACCAUAAGGAUUGUCUCUUACUUGUUAUAUUCUGGGUAUAUAUAUUUUGUGAUUCAUAUUCCUCAUCAUUUUUACUUUCUUUAAUUAUAGUUUUUGAUCUUGGACUCUCCUUCAGUCAUUACAUGCCAUAACCUUUCAACCCAUUUGUUUUACUGAGCUUUGAUAUAUUGACACAUUGUAUGUUUUAGUUCUUAAGUAUAUACUCUGCAUCACUAAUUCAUUUUUCACCAUAUUAUACACAUGCUUUGUUAAUAAAUCUGUUUCAUUGUA
Molecule: messenger RNA, 3960 nt
Organism: Homarus americanus (American lobster)
Lineage: Eukaryota; Metazoa; Arthropoda; Malacostraca; Decapoda; Nephropidae
Product: thioredoxin domain-containing protein 9-like
Exons: 4
Coding region: 110-784 (224 amino acids)
Biological process (GO): microtubule cytoskeleton organization
Cellular component (GO): cytoplasm
Source: RefSeq, a predicted model, not a curated record